Conger conger (European conger) is the source of this 1275-nucleotide messenger RNA. It is a transcript of the gene gsx1, whose product is annotated as GS homeobox 1. Gene Ontology annotation, cellular component: nucleus. The coding region runs from base 124 to 855 and encodes 243 amino acids. The record is from RefSeq and is a predicted model, not a curated record. NCBI's taxonomy places the organism in Eukaryota, Metazoa, Chordata, Actinopteri, Anguilliformes, Congridae. Gene Ontology annotation, molecular function: DNA-binding transcription factor activity, RNA polymerase II-specific; sequence-specific double-stranded DNA binding. The transcript is spliced from 2 exons. Gene Ontology annotation, biological process: regulation of DNA-templated transcription.
CGAACUACACAUCAGGAAAAGAGAGCGAGAGACAGAGAGACACAGAGAGAGACAGAGAGAGAGAGAGAGAGCACAAACACAAAACAACUAAGUUUGUGAAGAGAGAAGCUUUUGCACACAAAAAUGCCGAGGUCAUUUCUUGUGGAUUCGUUGAUUUUGAGGGAGGCAAGUGAUAAAGGAAAUGAAAACAAUCCACCUUUAUUUCCGUAUGCCGUACAUCCAUCGCACCCGCUCCACGGGCUUUCUCCGGGGUCCUGCCAUUCCAGGAAGUCGGGCUUGCUGUGCUUCUGCCCGCUUUGCGUGACCGCAUCACAACUACACCCAUCACCCCCGACGAUUCCGCUCCUCAAGGCGUCCUUCCCUGCCUUUGGUUCCCAGUACUGUCAUUCUGCACUGGCGAGGCAGCACACGUCCUCAACUAGUGUCAACCUCAACCACGGCCCUGGGAUAUACCAAGCUACAUACCCAGUGCCGGAUCCACGCCAGUUCCACUGCAUCUCCAUUGAGAGCAACAGCAGUCAACUCCAGAGCAGUAAGCGCAUGCGUACAGCCUUCACCAGCACUCAGCUCCUGGAACUAGAGAGGGAGUUCACUUCCAACAUGUACCUCUCCAGACUGAGGCGCAUAGAGAUUGCCACGUAUCUGAACCUCUCCGAAAAGCAGGUCAAGAUCUGGUUCCAGAAUCGCAGAGUCAAGCACAAGAAAGAGGGGAAGAAUGGCUCGCACCGGACGGGUUCUCACAGUUGUAAGUGUUCCUCUCUGUCAUCCGCGAGGUGUUCCGAGGAAGAAGACGACCUACCUAUGUCUCCUUCAUCGUCAGGGAAAGAAGACGCAGAGCUGUCUGUCACCCCGUAAACUUUCAAAUACCCCAGAGACUGUCGUGCCACCUGUUGGAUUCUGAACGCAGCCAAAAAGUUAACUGUACAUACUUCGUACUCUGUCAUCUGUAAAUACAGAAAAAUAUAUAUUCACUGGGAGUUUGUAAACCCCUGUAUUAUUGCAUAAUUGAGUACAUGCUGUAAGUUUGUAGUUUUUCUGAAAACGAUCAAUCUCAACCAAGAGUUGCCUAUCCAAAUUCAAUAUAAUCGCUGAAAGCGGUUUGAUAUUUGUAUAAUAAAUAUCAGAAAUUACUCAUAUAAAUAGCACAUUUGUUAGUGAUAUCUAUUUUUGGAAAAUAAAUAAUAGUUAAGUAUUUUGUAUCAAUGGUGAAUACUGUUUAGCUUUAUUACCGUCGACUUGGAUGGGAACGGAACUGAACUACGAAAUGUGUUUGGA